Cornus florida is the source of this 2908-nucleotide messenger RNA. RefSeq lists its product as uncharacterized. Gene Ontology annotation, molecular function: DNA binding; protein dimerization activity. Lineage: Eukaryota; Viridiplantae; Streptophyta; Magnoliopsida; Cornales; Cornaceae. The transcript is spliced from 4 exons. The record is from RefSeq and is a predicted model, not a curated record. Bases 304 to 2571 code for a protein of 755 amino acids.
ACGCUCUCUCUCUCUCUCUCAAGCAUUCCAGGAGAGACAUCAAAAACAAGUAAGUUCAAAUCCCUCCCUUUCUCUUUGAAUUGUUUAUGUCCUUGGUAGUUCUUAUAUAUAGUUUAAGCAAUACAUUUAGUUUGUAAAUUACCAAACAAAAAAAAAAAGAAAAAAAAAAAAGAAGAACAUUUAGUUUGUUACAGCAUUUGAAGGGUGUUCAAAAAACUUGAGUUGUUUUUUUUCAUUCAAGUGGUGCUUUUUCUAGUAAUCUUUAACCUACACAACCAAAAUUUGGGGUAAUUAAGGUAGAUAAUGGGUUCUAAUUUUGAACCCAUACCAGUAACUUCACAAAAACAUGACCCAGCGUGGAAGCAUUGUCAGAUUUUCAAAAAUGGGGAUAGGGUUCAGCUCAAGUGUAUAUAUUGUGGGAAAAUCUUUAAGGGUGGUGGGAUUCAUAGGAUUAAAGAACAUCUCGCGGGUCAAAAGGGUAAUGCGUCUACUUGUCUUAGAGUUCAACCCGAUGUUCGGCUUCUAAUGCAAGAGAGCUUGAAUGGGGUUGUGGCGAAAAAGAGGAAGAAACAGAAGAUUGCAGAAGAGAUAUCAAAUUUUAAUCCGUCUGGUAAUGAGAUGGACACUUUUGCUAGUCAGUGUGGUUUGAAUAAUGAAGUCCAAUUGCUUGCUGUUCCUGAUACAGUUGAACCAAUUUCGACUUUGUUAGAGAGCAGAGAAGAUGGCAGCAAAAGUAUUGGUAGAAAGAAGAAAGGGAGGGUCAGAAAAGCCUCUCAAUCCACCACUCCUAACACUGUUACCGCGAAUAGUAUACUCCCGAUAGGUUCAAAAAGGGCACAUAAUCAAGUACAUAUGGCAAUAGGGCGGUUUUUAUAUGAUGUUGGGGUACCUUUGGAUGCAGUGAACUCGGUUUAUUUCCAACCAAUGGUUGAUGCAAUUGCUUCACAAGGAGCUGGAGUUGUAGCCCCUUCUUAUCAUGAUCUUCGGAGUUGGAUUUUGAAGAAUUUAGUUCAAGAAGUAAGGAAUGAUCUUGAUCAAUGUAUGGGUACUUGGGGAAAGAAUGGUUGUUCUGUAUUGGUCGAUGAAUGGAUUUCAGAAAAGGGUAGAACAUUGAUAAACUUUUCAGUGUACUGUCCUGAAGGAACAAUGUUUUUACGGUCUGUGGAUAUAUCUGAUACUGUAAAUUCCUCCGAGGCUCUUUAUGAAUUGCUUAAGGAAGUGGUGGAAGAAGUUGGGGAGAGAAAUGUGUUGCAAGUGAUUACUAAUAGUGAAGAGAGAUAUAUUGUUGCUGGGAAGAAGUUGACUGAUACAUUCCCUACUGUUUUUUGGACUCCUUGUGCUGCUCAUUGUGUAGAUUUGAUGCUCUCAGAUUUCAGAGAGCUUGAGUGGAUAAAUACAAUACUUGAACAAGCUAAAUCUAUAUCAAGAUUUAUCUACAAUCAUAGUUUUGUUUUGAAUAUGAUGAGAAGGUAUACUUUCGGCAUUGAUUUAGUUGAUCUGGGAGCUACUCGCUUUGCGACAGACUUCAUGACACUGAAAAGAAUGGUAAAUGUCAAACACAAUUUACACUCCAUGAUCACUUCAGAGGAGUGGAUGGAGUGCCCGUACUCGAAGAAAGUAGGGGGAUCGGCAAUGUUAGAUUAUAUUGGUAGCCAGCAAUUUUGGUCCUCAUGCAUCUUAAUCGUCCGGUUGACAGAUCCACUACUGCGACUUUUGAGAAUGGUUGGUAGUGAGAAGAGGCCUGCAAUGGGAUAUGUUUAUGCAGGCAUAUAUAGAGCAAAAGAAACAAUUAAGAAAGAACUUGUCAAUAAGAAGGAUUAUUUGGUUUACUGGAAUAUUAUGGAUCACAGGUGGGAACAACUACAACGCCAUCCUCUUCAUGCUGCAGGUUUCUACCUCAACCCCAAGUUUUUCUAUAGUGUGGAAGGAGAUAUACAUCUCCACAUCCGGUCAUUGGUAUAUGAUUGCAUAGAGAAAUUGGUUCCGGACCCAAAAAUCCAAGACAAAAUUGUGAAAGAGACAACAUCGUACCAUGAUGUUGCUGGAGAUUUUGGGCGGAAGAUGGCAAUUAGAGCUAGAGACACUUUACUUCCUGCUGAGUGGUGGUCAACAUAUGGAGGGGGUUGCCCAAAUUUGGCUCGCUUGGCCAUCCGUAUUCUUAGUCAAACUUGCAGUUUGAUUGGAAGUCGUUCAAACAAUAUUCUUAUUGAACAAAUGCAUGAGACAAAAAACUGCCUAGAGCAUCAGAGGCUCAAUGACCUUCUUUCCGUUCAGCACAACUUGCGAUUGGGGCAAAUGGUUCGGAAGUACAAAGAACAAGAUGCCAUGGACCCCAUUUCAUAUGACAACAUUGCUAUUGUUGAGGACUGGGUUUCAGAGAGGGAAUUGUGCUUGGAAGAGUUUGGGAGCCCAGAUUGGAUGGCAGUUGAUCCACCCUUAGGCAACCCAAUGGUUUUGGUACCACAAACGGAUGACGCUGAAGAUUUAGGCGCAGGGUUUGAUGAUUAUGAAAUUUUUGAUGGGGUGAAAGACAGUGAAGAGGACAAUGGUGAAGAUAAUGUUGUAAGCUAGUAGAAGGAAGCCAAGAAAUGAUUUUUUGUACCCAAAUACUUUGAUGAAUAGUUGUCUCCCACUUUGUAAUCAAGCAGAGAAAAGUAGAAUAGUAGUGUAAGAUAUUUGUGUAUAUUUUGAGUUGAUCAAAACCAUAGAAAAUGCUGAAUCAGUUUUGCACUUUUAGUUGCUGAAAGGCUGGACUUUUUUUUUUUCUUAGCUGUGGAAUAGUUGUAGUAAAUUCCUUUCUUUUCUUCCCUCUUCUUAGCAUUCAAGCAAGAGCAAAUUUGACUGUAAAUCUGGGCAGAUCUAAGAGAGCAAAAUGGAAACAGCCAAAAAAGGGACAUUUUAACGCAAA